UGCCUUCUUGAGCCUGCUUGUGGCCACCCACAGACACUUGUAAGAAGGAAAGAAGUCAGCUUGCCAGAGACACUGUGAAAUGAGGGAUUAGAGUCCGGGACCCAAGAAACAAGAGCAGCAGCCAAAAGACCAGCGAACGGGCUCUGAAGAGACUUAUAUUGAGAGGUCUGCCAUGGCCUCCCUUGGCGUCCAACUGGUGGGUUACAUCCUAGGCCUUUUGGGUCUCUUAGGCACAUCGAUUGCCAUGCUGCUUCCCAACUGGCGAACAAGUUCUUAUGUUGGUGCCAGCAUUGUGACAGCCGUUGGCUUUUCCAAGGGCCUCUGGAUGGAGUGUGCUACGCACAGUACGGGCAUCACCCAGUGUGAUAUCUACAGUACUCUUCUAGGACUUCCUGCCGACAUCCAGGCUGCCCAGGCCAUGAUGGUGGCAUCCAGUGCUAUGUCCUCACUGGCCUGCAUUAUCUCUGUGGUGGGCAUGAGAUGCACAGUGUUCUGCCAGGAAUCUCGAGCUAAGGACAGAGUGGCUGUUGUGGGUGGAGUUUUCUUCAUCCUCGGCGGCAUCCUGGGUUUUAUCCCAGUUGCCUGGAAUCUUCACGGCAUCCUUCGGGACUUCUACUCACCACUGGUUCCUGAUAGCAUGAAAUUCGAGAUUGGAGAGGCUCUUUACUUGGGCAUUGUUUCAGCCCUGUUCUCCCUGGUGGCUGGAGUCAUCCUCUGCUUUUCCUGCUCUUCUCAGGGGAAUCGUACCAACUACUAUGAUGGCUACCAGGCCCAGCCUCUUGCUACUAGGAGCUCUCCAAGGCCUAGCCAACAGCCCAAAGCCAAGAGUGAGUUCAACUCCUACAGCUUGACUGGGUAUGUGUGAAGA
Microtus ochrogaster (prairie vole) is the source of this 868-nucleotide messenger RNA. NCBI's taxonomy places the organism in Eukaryota, Metazoa, Chordata, Mammalia, Rodentia, Cricetidae. The record is from RefSeq and is a predicted model, not a curated record.